UUUUUCAAUUAACAAAAUUGUAAGUCGCGUUCCAAAACGCGGGCCAAUGACGAGAUCUCCCAACCACUCCUUCCUACGUGCCUGAAAUAUCGUUUAAAUAUCCGUAACAGAAUCAACCGAUCGUCGCCCCCGCGUCGUCUUCUCCUCCAAUAAUCUAUAAAAUUAGCUAAAAAGGUUUCCAUUAUCGUCCCAUCUCUUCCCAAUUCUUCGCCCCAAAAUCGUCUCGCAAAACCCUAAUUCUUGAAUUCAAGCUCUUUUCAUGACGGAAGGAAGGAAGCGAUGAGGUGCAGAACUCACCCUUCCGAUCACGGCGCUGGCGUUUGCCCCUGUUGCCUUCGAGAACGCCUCUCCGCUCUCACCGUCGCUCCGGCAGAAAACAAAGCCAAGCCGUCACGGGCGAUUCUCAGCUCUCGAUCUGAUUUCCCUAAUGUCUCCGACGAACGACCGAAGCGCCGCGCUGUGAAGUUUUCCAAAAAUUCGAGCCCCAAGAAGGCGGAAUCCGAUGCUAUUGUUCUCAAAUCCUCGGGUUCUAAUUCAAGUUUCUUAGCCCUUAUUUUAGGGCAGUGGAAGAAGAAUAAGAAGAAAUCGCCACACAUCGCGCCGGCGGCGGAGGAUGUUUCCCGUGGAAGGUCGAGGAAGCCACACGUGCAGCCGGUGGACGGAAGGGGAAUGUCGCCUGCGAUGAAGGACGAGACGGAUAAGGAUGAGCGUCGUAUCUCCACGCCUUCGCCGUUGAAGCGGAAAGCCCAACGGCCACAGAGCCCCAACAAGUUAUCUAGCUAUGCGGUCUGCCUGAGUCCGAUGUUGAGACCAAGCCCCGGAAAUCGCCGGAACCAUGGUGCAUCGGAGACGGUAUUCGCCGGCGAUCUACAGGGAACAUUAAAUCGCAAGUGGAGCGGUGUCGCAGUAGCCGUUCCUGACGCAUCCUCCGGUCAAGGGCUGAAUCGAUCGAGGAAGCUUGUGGAUUUGGGUAAGGCGUGGUGACGAUAUUUGGCCUCCAAUUUCAUUUUCGGAUUUGUUGCAGUCAUUCGAAAAAAAAAAAACUGCAAUUAUGGCUAAUGUUGUACUUGUAAAUUACGAAAGGCCUUAACUACUCAUUUUAUUGUUUGUAAAUAAAAAAAGUCCUUUAGAGGAUUUAUAUGUUUCAAGUUUAUGAAUUUACCGGCCAAAAUUUUUUUAUUU
This is a messenger RNA of Dendrobium catenatum, 1182 nucleotides long. RefSeq lists its product as uncharacterized. Lineage: Eukaryota; Viridiplantae; Streptophyta; Magnoliopsida; Asparagales; Orchidaceae. The coding region runs from base 280 to 984 and encodes 234 amino acids. The record is from RefSeq and is a predicted model, not a curated record. The transcript has a single exon.